Molecule: messenger RNA, 342 nt
Organism: Plasmopara halstedii
Lineage: Eukaryota; Oomycota; Peronosporomycetes; Peronosporales; Peronosporaceae
Exons: 2
Coding region: 1-342 (113 amino acids)
Source: RefSeq, a predicted model, not a curated record
AUGCCCAGUAAAACUCAAACGCCGCAAAGGGACUGUCCAAGUAAGCCUGAUCCUUUGGCGCGAGACCAGCAGACGGAUAUUGGGCCUGCAAGUGCUGAAGCUCAUUCACCUGAAAAUGAAAAUUUUCUAAUACCUGUUUCCGCUCAUCUUUUUUCUAAAAAACAACUCUCGGAGAAAUAUGGAGUUCCUCGUUCAAUAGGCAUCACGGAUUAUUGGAUUCCUAUUUGGGGGCCCAAAAUGAGUCCGCCAGUUCACGCAAGAAAUGCUGCAAAUACCCUCGGGCUUCAGGCAGCCGGCUCACCCAUGACGAACAUUUCCAGGGCGCCCGAUUCGGUGGCUUGA